ACAAAAUUAACGCAAACAGAAACGUUUCGUUGUUUUUUUUUACAGAAAGCAACUUUUAUUUUAAAUAAAGCAAAAUGAGCUGCCCAGGCUUUGGUGAAGUAAAUAUACCCUCGUCUCGCGCGUUUUGGGAUGACUGCGAAGAGGAUGAGUUUGACAGCAUUGAACCGGCAGCAAAGUUGCACCUCAAAUUCAAUGGUGGCGAAAAUGAAGCACCCAUUGCCAGUGAGCUUUUUGUGCUUGUCGAGGGACCGCAUGCAACCGAAUUUUGUAGCGGCUCGAUGCUCCAAAAUGCCAAACUUAUCUGUGAAAUACCGGCUAAAGCUUCGACUUUGCAUUUAAAUGGCUCUAGUGGACACUUGUUGGCCGCUCUAGAAGAGGAUCUUACCAACAGUGGUGAAAUUACAGAGUUGCUUAUACCCUACGCUCAGCUGGCCAAACGGGUGUUAACAAUCACACUGAAGCCAAAGGUCGACUAUAAGAGCGAGGAGAUCAACAGAUACUGCGAUGAUAUAGCCAUUGUGCACAGCGUGGGUGGCAGUGGAGACGACAAGUCAGUAAGGGAAUUAGAGGCGCCCAAUUUCAUAGCCGGAGUGGCAGCUGGCAUUGCGAGCUGGCGCAAUCAAAUGGAACUGCCUGUUAGUUCAUAUGUUAUUUAUGUGGAUAGGUUGCCAUUGGACGGAGUUGCUGCCCAGCCAGUGAUCAAACUGUUGCAAAAAAUGGGCGUGAAGUGCAGCGAACGCUAUGUGCCGCCCACCAAGGACAGCUCCUACCUGUAUAUUUAAGCAUUAAUUAAAAUAGACAGUAAUAUAGGUGGCUGAUUAUAUUUUAAUAAAUUGGUGCGGUUGAAAACAUA
Molecule: messenger RNA, 853 nt
Organism: Drosophila innubila
Lineage: Eukaryota; Metazoa; Arthropoda; Insecta; Diptera; Drosophilidae
Gene: PSMG1
Exons: 3
Coding region: 75-782 (235 amino acids)
Biological process (GO): proteasome core complex assembly
Cellular component (GO): endoplasmic reticulum
Molecular function (GO): proteasome binding
Source: RefSeq, a predicted model, not a curated record